Culex pipiens pallens (northern house mosquito) is the source of this 2307-nucleotide messenger RNA. Its product is annotated as corticotropin-releasing factor-binding protein. The transcript has 6 exons. Bases 899 to 1882 code for a protein of 327 amino acids. Lineage: Eukaryota; Metazoa; Arthropoda; Insecta; Diptera; Culicidae. Gene Ontology annotation, molecular function: corticotropin-releasing hormone binding. The record is from RefSeq and is a predicted model, not a curated record. Gene Ontology annotation, biological process: negative regulation of corticotropin-releasing hormone receptor activity; hormone-mediated signaling pathway; negative regulation of corticotropin secretion.
CCAACAUCAAAUACCGUCAUUCGUCGGCGAGUCGUUUCCUUCAGCGCAACGGGUUGUGCUGCCGUGUGUUUGCACAUGGUCUUUGGAGUCCUGAACCUGUGCCAAGAGUGAGGGUCUCUUCUGCUUGUACUAACUGCGUUUAAGGGAAAGUGAGCUUUGUUUGUGUGUGUGCUUGUGGGUGGACGCGACUGUUGAUUCAGUGCAGUUCUUCAGUACCAGUACCUGUUAAGGGGAUAGGAAGAUUCUUCGGCUUUGAGUGAAGACUUGAAGAGGGUCUGGGGUCUUCCUGCUCUUUGAAGCACCAAGUGGCUUCUGAAAGGAUUAAAGGCAAAAAUCAGAGAUUUGCUUAGUCGAGCAGACAAGUGGCCGCGUGGGACCGUUUUCCGUUAAGGAUUACCUCUUUUCUUGGAGUGAGGGAAAAUCCUGAUAGACGAGUGAUUUCCAUCAAGAUUAGCGAGACAAGUGCAAGCCUGGCCGAAGAAGAGAGCAUGGUCAGCAGUGAGUUCGUUGAAACCGGAAGUGACGGAAAUAGCUGCUGCUGCUGCAGCAGUGGCUUUGUUGACUUUACUAAUUAAUUAUACAAAGUCAAAGUUGUACCAGGAUCUUCGUCUUCUUCGGCGAAAAAUCGUUUGUCCUGCUCCGAAGGAGACCCCUCUGCGCUGCAUACUAAAUACCGCUUUCUGUGACGAAUGGCCGCCGGUCAAGUUCCUAGAUCAACAACUCAACGUACAAGCCUUUGAGAGCUCAACAGCUCAGAAGCUCGAAAACUAAAGGGACAGGUCGUUUUUCUUGUCACAACCGUGCCCAACGGGAUCCCAAUCGGCAGCUGCAGAAGUCGACGGACAGUCCCACCACCGGAACCGGAACAGAGCAGCAGAAACAGCAGGUUCCACGCGCGAUGAAAGGAGUGCUAAUUCUGUGCUUCCACGUGUUGGUUCUCAGCUUCCAGGCGAAGGCCUGGCACGCCGUCCGGAAUCCGUUCGAGUUCGUCAAGCCACCGGAGAAGAUCCAUCCCGUGACAGACUGCAUGCAGGUGACAUCCGAGGACGGUGAGUUCGUCUUCCGGAAGGUCGCGCCGGUCGUGUCCGCGCCCAAACAUGGCCGCCUCAUCGACAUCCUGGGCAGCGCACCCUCGAUGGAGGUUUGCGGCCUGUACUUCGUCACCGAUCCGGACAAGAUCGUCGAGGUCAGCGUGAAGCACCUGGACGUCAACUGUGACACCGGCGGGCUGAUGUCCUUCGUGGACGGGUGGGAACUCAACGGGAUGUACUUCCCGACGGAGCAGGACCACCCCAAAGGGAUGGAGCAGCGGGUCGAGGAGUUUUGCAACGACCCGAAGCUGUGGCCGUACAGUCCCGUGCGGAAGGCGUUCCGGUCCAGCCAGAAUGCGGCCCUGGUCCAGUACCGGAUACCGAUUAGCGGGUCGUUCGUCGUGUCCGUGCGGUAUCUGCGCAAUCCGGAUCCUUGCAAUGUAAUGGCCGAAGGGGUUGCUCCGUACUACACGCUCAGGAACCAUGGCAAGCACCGGAACUGUACGCUGACGGCCGUUUUCCCUGCGGUCAUAUCGUUGGUCGGAAUCGACGUAGGAGGGCGAAAGGAUGGGGUGAAUUACGAUUGCGACCGACCGGACUCCACCGACCGGCUGGACAUUGGCGGCUCCCCGGGCCUGGACUCGAGCGACAUGGACAAAUCGGCGGCCGUAUGCGGCAAAAGUCUGGACGCCGGCCCCGAGCAGGCCAUCUUCUGCGAGGCCUCCUCGGUGCGGCUCGUUUCGAGCGGUCGCCAUGCGAACCAGGCCAUGGUGUCCGUCCGGAUGGCGGAUGAAAAUGACAUCCCGCUGGCCACCGUGUUGUGUGACAUGCGACGGAAGAAGAAGAAGUAAGGCGUGUGCGGGGAAGUUUUUCGCGCGGUCCAGAUCCAGCAGCCAAAGAGAACCAGGAACAUUCGAAGGGAGCACACCACAGCACGGAGGAAAAUUCACCAAAGAAAAUUGUAAAAUAUAAUGACAUCACGAACCCCUCUGAUUCUGAUUCAAUAGCAGAGAAUAAGAUUGCACCAUGAGUUUCUGAAUCUCCUAAGUUUGACAGCUAAAUAACUUUCAGUUUUGGAUGAGAAAAAGGGAAUUGAGCUAAAACUAAAGAGUAUUUAGAAAUGAGCCGAUAUUUAUUUGCAAAUAUUCACAAUCAUCAUAAAAAGAAAAAAAUAAAGUCAAAACAAAUGCAUCACAAGAGUAAAAAAACACACACAAAUUGUAUAGACAAGAUGAAAGUAAACUAAUAGAAAUAUAAAUUUUAGUGUUAACUUUGA